AUGGCACCCCGUAACAUCCCCUCCUUCUAUAUCCUCUGGCAUCUCUACCUCGAGCCUCUCCUCGCCCUUAGCGGAGCUUAUUAUCUCCACUUCGCCCCAUCCAUCUACCAUUCCUACAUGCCGCCGUCCACGUCCUACAACCCUACAUCGCAAAUCGUCUACGACCAGCUCGCCUCGUCUUACGUAUUCUUCGCCUUCAUAGAGGGCGUGGCACUAAGAGUUGUUGAUGAUUUGCCGACGUGGCGCGUUCUCGUGUUUGGGCUGGCAUUAUGUGACGCGGGACAUUGUUAUGCGGCGUGGUAUGCGAUGGGAACGGAAGGGGUACUGGAUUGGGCGGCGUGGAGGGCGAGGGAUUGGGUUGCGAAUGUUUUGAAUGUUUUGCCGUUGGUUGUGAGGGGGGCGUUUUUGAUGGGGGUUGGUAUGGGUGGCGGGAAGGAAGGAGGGAGGACGUGA
Messenger RNA from Plenodomus lingam JN3, 453 nucleotides. NCBI's taxonomy places the organism in Eukaryota, Fungi, Ascomycota, Dothideomycetes, Pleosporales, Leptosphaeriaceae. The record is from RefSeq and is a predicted model, not a curated record.